This is a messenger RNA of Labrus mixtus (cuckoo wrasse), 6481 nucleotides long. RefSeq lists its product as uncharacterized. Lineage: Eukaryota; Metazoa; Chordata; Actinopteri; Labriformes; Labridae. The record is from RefSeq and is a predicted model, not a curated record. The coding region runs from base 527 to 4693 and encodes 1388 amino acids. Gene Ontology annotation, biological process: negative regulation of DNA-templated transcription. The transcript has 7 exons.
GUUUAAAGGGACAGUGUCACUCUGCUUCCUUCCUGCUUCCUGGAGCUUUGUAGCCUUCAAACGCGACGUGUUCAAACCACCAAACAUGUCGCGGAAAUGUGCAAAUAUUCCACAUUUAGGCUCUCGGAUGGUGUUUUUGAAUACAAAGCGAGCUGUAUGGUGUCUCACGUGGAGAGUGUGUGUACUCUGAGUGUUGUGAUGAUAGGAGAUGGGCGGUUUAAAGCACGCAUUGUCUUCAUUUUGCUUUUUAAUCCGUUGAAACAGGCGGAACAGGAAAUACCAACAUGUGCCGUGGUGGCUCCGAUUGUGAUGUUUUAUCGUGUUCAUGACGCCUGCCUUCUGAUGUGAUGUCUGAGAGAUCUGGCCGCUGCUCAUCAAAGCAAAAUCUACGACUGCUGUGUCAUCGUACCGGGCGACGCCAUGUGAGCUAAAAGCACGGAGGAUUCUGGACUGCGAGGGAUGACAAGGGAAGAGAAAAGCAGAACUGUUGGAUGAGAACUGAUGGGCUGUCCGAGCUGGAGACAGCAUGCCAACUGCAAAAGGUAAAGGUGGUGCGACGUCCCACCGGUACCGGCCCGCCUCGGAGUACGACAAUGCCACGCUCGCCCACAAGAGAGAAUACUGGAGGACCAAGAAACGAGAGCAGAGAGCUCGACUGUCGGAGAGCAGAGGGAAGCCGAGGCAAGAGAGUCGAGGAGACAAACUCUUACGUCCAAACGUCUCCGGCUCCUUCGCUGCUCUCGCUUCUCCUUUGCAGGGUCAGGAUGAGUCGCGCAACACGGCCGAGGACGGUUCAGUCAGAGCCAGCGAGCGGCAAAAGGAGAAGUGGUUGCAGACGAUGGAGCUCAACAAGGUGUUGCCUCAGGUGCCAGCUUCAUAUUCAGUCUCAGUGAGAGCUGCCGCCGGGGUCGACAGCGCCGCGGUGAAGUGCCCGAACGUGAGGGCUGCUGGGAUCAAAGCCGUUACCUCACCUACAGCCGCCCGUCUGAACUCCACCUCCUCAGUGCCUCCUUCCAGACCGGCCAGAAUCACCAACGGCAGCUCCACUAAAACACCUCAGCCAUGUGUGUCUAUGCAGGGAGCGUUCGUCCCCAAAACUCCACCGAAGGCACAAUCCCGCGUUCAGCCCAAACUCUCGCCCUCGAGUGUGACGACAGGUCAGACUUUCACAACUUGUCCUCCAUCAGAGGGCAACACAACAAACACAUCACCUCAAAGAGGAACAAAGAGUGCCUUGGCCUCCUCGCAGAGGGCUAAAGGUGUUUACGUCUGCAAACUGACUUCCACAGAGUCCGACGAGGAGAGAGCAGCGAGGCGCAGAGAGCACUGGCGGAUCAAGAAGCGAGAGCAGAGAGCGAAGUUGGCCUCUCGGUUACCUAAAACCAGAGAGAGGAUACAGGGCCCGGAGGUGACCUCACAGAGGCAAACAGCACAAAAAGCGGGACUUGCUGGUGUUUCACCUCGGACGUUCCCGAGAAGAGUCGGACAGAAUCAGUGUCAUGCUCGGGUCAAUACUUCUUUCACGCCUGCAAAACGUUUAGCCACGUUUAACCUGCAAGCAGAUCAGGUGAAAGUCCAGAAUCCACCGGGGAACAUGACAGUGAACGCACCUGAAGGGAUUUCGGUGAGAAGGGCGGGAGAGACACAAAGAAAGCUUCCAAUUUAUGUGAACCUCUCAAAUGUUUCCCGAGGGAUCGCACGAUGUAAAACACCCCGACAGAGAUUCAUCGACGCCCAAAAGACUUUCAUGAAUCAAAGAAACAUGAGAUGUAAAUCCCCGAUGCUUGCUUCCUUCUUUGGUACAAGAAACAUCCCCAAGAUAGAUCCCAAUGACACACCUGAGCAGAUCAUCGCCAAGCGGCGGGAGUACUGGCGGAUUAAAAAGCGCGAGCAGCGAGCAAAGCUGACGAUGGAGAUGAAGGCUCGUCUGAAGGAGAAGGACUGCGUCAUGCGGAGGGUCAAACGGUAUCAGAAGAUCCUGGAGGAGAUGAGGAGGGCGAGAGCGCAAUCAGCGGGAAGUAUCCUCGCCCACGCCUCGGAGGCCAUCGGCGGGUUCAUCAAAGAGGACGGGACGGUGAGCGUCAGCGUCCCGACGAAUCACAGCACAGCGGACGAGCAACACAAGCGGGAGCAGCAGCUGCUUUCCAAAAGCUCUCCCAUCUCAGCGCCUCACGGUCACCCGGACAACAAGCGCGGCGCCGUUGCGCCCAUCCGCGUGACUCUGCCGCCCCUCCGUCCGGCUCAGGUGAAGGUUUCCUUUCCUCUCGCUGGACUCAACAAACCUCAAAGGCUUCCGUCAAUCAGAGCUGAAAGCACAAGCGUUCAUAUCCACACUGUAGGCCAGCUCAAACUCACUCAUCCUCAGAGCCCUGAAAGUGCGUCCUCCGGAGGGUCAGCAGCAGGGUCCGGUCUCGGCGGAUGUGUUAUGAAAAUGGCCGUCUCGAGUAGUGUGACUUCCCCGUCAGCUUCCUGUCCCGACCCAGGGCUGACACAGGAGGAGAGGAUGGCGAAGAAGAGGGAGUACUGGAGGAUAAAGAAGCGGGAGCAGCGAGCGGCUCGGGCAGCCCGGCUGAAGCAGGGAAUGUUACAAGCGAGGGCCUUACAGAGGAGGAAGCUCCAGAGGCAGGCGACCGCGGCGCCACCCGACAGAACCGACACAACAGAGAGCGCCCAGCCUCUCCCCGGAAACAGCUUUCCUGCUAAGCCAAAUGCAAGUGGGAUAAAACAAGAGGCAGCAGUUGACCUAGAUUCCCCACCAGAGCAAGCCAUCUGUCCAGAUAUCAAACCCCCAACCCCUCCAUCACCCCCUCCAGCGCCUCAGCAGGAGCCUGACCCAGCUCUGAGUGCAGACAGCCAGGCUACCACACUGCUAGCCGUGGCCUCCAUGAAGAAACUUCUGGAGGAGUCGCUCAGCACGGUGACAGAGUGUAAAGGCGAGCAGGCUGACGUCAAGAUCGAGGACGAGGCUUCAGACGCCGAGCCCAAGCUGAUGCAGCUCUUCUUUGAGGAAGACCAGGUGGCUCCGAUCGCGGCUGAUCUGACUCUGGAGAUUAAAAGCUGGCAGGCGGAUUCUGAUGCUUCAGUGCAAGCAGGUUCCCCAAGUCUUGAUCUCAAAAACUCCCCCCCAACAAGCGAGCCACCGUCACCACUUCCCGUCUCCAACCCAACCUGCGAGAGCUCAUCCCAGACCUCCUCGAACUUCAUCGUGAAGCCCGCCGCGGACGCCUCCGACGGCCCGCCCUCUCCUCGCAGAACUCAAAGAAUCUGCGCCAAAAAGACCCUCGCUCAGAACAGUCCCCCAGAGCCACCGAGGCUGCACCACCUCCCUUUGGAUCAAACGCAACCGGAGCAGCGGCCACGCAAGGCCCCCGAGCCGUGCAGGAACCGCAGCGUUCAGUCGCCACAGAAGCAUGGCUGCGUGGUGACGGAGCACGGCGGGCUGAGCAGCCUGCAGAGGAAGAGGGAGUACUGGAAGCUGAUGAAGAGGCAGCAGAGGGCGCGCUUAAAGGCGGGGCAGAGGGACAGAGCGGGGGACUCGAGCAUUCGGUUUUCCCAGAGGAACACACAGGCUUCAGGUGUGGGCGUCAUCGACUCCGCUAAAGGUGUUGUUCCUCCAGUUAAACCCGCCCCUCAGCCCAGACCUCCCACUGCCUCGGUGACCUCGGUGACCUCUGUGACCGGUAUCCCGACAGUCCUGGUGGUGAGCCCUGCGGCGGCUACUCCUGAACGCUCACCUGACACGCUGCAGGUCAAAGUGCCCGUCAACAGAGCGUCCUGCUCAGAGCAGAGACCCUUCAGACCCUCACAGGUCGGGGCGGACUCUCUCGGGGCUCCAGAGAAUCAGAGACAAACCGCCACACGAUCAGGAAAGUGGAUUUGUAGAAGCACAGGCGUCGACUCGCCUCCUCCUCUCCCCACCCUAAAGCCCCCGGAAAACCCGCUCACCAGCAUCAACCUGCACCCCAUCGAACCCCCUCCUCAGGCCCUGAACCCCACCCUAAAAAUCCCCAGUGCCCACCUCCAGACCCCCGCACACACGGUCCACAAGCUGACCCCGAUCAGCACCAUGGUCCCUCCGAAGCGCGUCCUCGGGGAGCCUGAGGAGGACUUCCUGAGGAGGAAGAGGGAGUACUGGAGGAUCAAAAAGAAGGAGCAGAGAGCGAGGAAGGCCAUCAGGGAGAAGGGAGUCACAUCAAGGGGAUCCUCCAAUACCUGGAGGCCCAUCCUGCCUGCACAGGAGCAGCACACACAGGACUCUGAUCCGUGGGUGAACUCGUCUGAGGAGUCAGAACAUCUGAUGAGCCAAUCAGACGACGCCGACCCUUCAUCCUUCUCUUACCCCAACUACACCGCACCUCUGGAAGACGAGUCGGAGCUCGUGUUCAUGGACUACGAGAGCAGCGGCGCCGAGGACGGUCCGGUCUCCGACGCCGUGUGGAGGAGCGGGUACCUGAUGGACUACGACCCUCUGAACCAGCUGCUGGUGUGCAUGGUGUGUGGGGAGCAGCAGUACUCUCACAGCCUGGAGGGGGUGAGGGCCCACAUCGACGACGCCCACCCCGACACCCUGAACCUGGACCCCGGCGAGCACCAGAGGAUCCUGGAGGCCUGGGACGAACAGGUGUCCCAACGAGAGCGCUUCUUCACCAGCCAGCUGCAGAGGAACAGCGAGACAGAGACGGAAGGAAACUGAGCUGCAGACAAGACGACUGACGACCACGAUCCAGGAGGCCAAACCCCCCACCCUGAAUGCGUCUUAUUUAUACUUCAUACUUAUUUAUUUUUACGAGCUUCAUAAAACUCAUGAGAAGAAAAUGCUGUUUGGGGAACGAUGACCAAAAAGAGCUGCUUUACGUCGUUUCUUAACCGGGGCUGUGAUGUGUUUAUCAAAGUUAGCAUGGACUUUAUUUAUAAAGAGGUGUCCGUGGUGUUGCCAUGGUAACUGAUUUCUAAACCUCGAUAUGAUUUAUAGUCAAAAUCAAAAGAUGUCGAAACUCGUUUUGUCACCACGGCUUCAACAAUAGAAGUCCUCGGCAAACCAUAUCGGAUCAAACUCCGGCACACUGUCUCUACUUUGCACAAAAGCAUCACGUUGUCAGCGUAUUUGUGCAGAUUGUGAUGUCACAGAGAGAAGAAGAGCUUAACGUUUAAGUUGCCCCCAUUUUAUAAACAGAGUGUUCAUUUUAGAGACGGGGAAAACGAUUAAAGUGUGUUUGAAAUAUUUUUGAGUUAAAAAGAUGUAAAGGUGCAAAACAUUUCUUCAUCCUGCAGCCGGUGAACAGGUUGUUGACACACGCACCUCACAGCAGGAGACUAUCCCUGUCAGACAGGAGGGGGGGGGGGGGUCUCCUGAGGUCAAACGUGAUGUAAAAAAAAAGACGAGGAAGUGUCGAACGAAGUAACAGAGUCCUCUAUAUGAUGCUAUAAUUAGAAUAUUUGUCUUUCUAUCAAUGCUACGUGUAGUUGAACAGAAUCUCAAUGUGAACUAAAGAGUGGAGAAGAACAUACUGGAGAACAGGAAACAUAAUGCAGCAGGUUCAUUAGAGCACGGAGAUGGUAGAGGUGGCGUGCAGACAGUCUAUGGUCGUGCAGCGAUCACAGGGAAUAAACGUCACCACCCCCUCCCACUCGCUCCAGGUGAAUUCUCCUGAUUACAUCCUGCUGCGUUCUCACAUCAGCUCACUCUGACUUUCUGCAGAAUAAACACGAGGAGGCUGGAGGAGAAAAUCCGGGUGAAGAGAGAAACAUUCAGCUGUUUGUGUGAUCACACGACGCUCAGCAUGGAAAUAUCAGGAGUUUUUCAGGAGUGUGAAAAUCCUAUAAGUGUGACGUCACUCUCUACAAACACACCAGACUACAUUCACAAAAAGUCUUUUUACCUCACAGGACACUGGAGCUGUUGCUCUACCGCUGCCUCUAGCUUUGAGUUUGUUUGUGUCUUCACGUGACUUUUUAAUCUAGAUAGUUAGUUUGGAUCCAACAGGAUAUUUUCGUAGCUGAAAUUAACAUAGACAAUAGAUCGAUAGAGGCAGCUGUAGGUCGAGGACUUCCUGUUGUUUGUGACGUUAAAUUGAUGUUUUUGUCAGAGGGGUUUGGUGGUGGCUGAAUCCUUCCCAAAACUUUAAGUUUUUAAGUAAUUUAGACCCCAAAUGUGUAAAAAAAAAAGGAAAAAAAAGGCUCAGGUUGGUGAACUUCAAGUUCCCCUUUAAGAUGUGACCGUUUUAAUUUAAAAUAAAGACACACUGACUCUGUGGAGUCUGAUGUUGAGGUUAAAUUACACUCUGGUUUGACUCCUGUAACAGAUCAAUCAAACACUGAAGAGUUGACUGACUCUUUCUGUUUUGUAAAAAGGUUUCCCCGCUCUGCUGGCACGAUGCGUUCAGGUCCUCGACUGUUGUAGACUUUUAUAGCUCCUGAAUCUUUGCAUGAACGUUUUUUCUGCGUGCGUCUGGUUCUGCAGCGUGCAAACAAACAAACAAAC